AUGGGCGUGCAAGCGGAGGGGACCUGGCAGGCGUUGUCACGGUCAACGGCGGCCUGCGCCGACCUCCACCCGCGGCAGUUGUACAAUGCCAGCGGUAGGACGGAGUACACGAGAGUCAGACUGAAUGUGUACACUCUGAUAGUUGAUAUCACCGACACUAGAUUUACAAACCAAAUCGGACCCAACAAAAUCAAUUAUGCCACAGCUGGAGAUAACUUUGCGAUCUCACCACGAUGCAUUCCUAUGGGAAUAUUCAAGGUGGACCUGACUGGUACCCCGUUUAUUGUCUCCGAGACUGUCCAGUGGACAUGGAGCGGGAAGUUUCCGUCCAGUUCUCCACAGACUGGCUCAGCAUUGAUCUCUAACACGUCUUACGUCGGCUGUUUUUUGGACACAAAUGAUCGCCUUUUACCCAGUGCACACAUCACCGGAACUUAUGUAAAUGUGGAAUACUGUAUCAAGUUCUGUAACAGCAGGGGAUUCCCCUUCGCCGGACUCCAGAAUUCUAGUGACUGUUUCUGUGGUGACAGCCAUGACCGAAAUCCGAGAGCGAAGUCCGAGAGUGAGUGCAACCUUCCUUGUACAGCCAAUAGGAAUGAGAUGUGCGGGGGGAUAGGACGGAUGUCUGUGUACGAUACAGGUGUGUCCCAGGCCAUUGCAGGCAGGUGUGGAGGAUACCCAGGCAGGUGUUUUCCGGCGCUGAAGACCUCCCCCAGUGUACCCAGUUUACAACUCGUCCUGAUUCGCACACAACCAUGUCUUCAACCGUAA
This is a messenger RNA of Ostrea edulis (European flat oyster), 771 nucleotides long. RefSeq lists its product as uncharacterized. The record is from RefSeq and is a predicted model, not a curated record. Bases 1 to 771 code for a protein of 256 amino acids. The transcript is spliced from 6 exons. NCBI's taxonomy places the organism in Eukaryota, Metazoa, Mollusca, Bivalvia, Ostreida, Ostreidae. Gene Ontology annotation, cellular component: plasma membrane. Gene Ontology annotation, molecular function: zinc ion binding; metalloendopeptidase activity.